AUGGGACCAACAAGGACUGGUCAGACACCUUGUCUGCGCCGGCGUGAGUUUGCCAGCGAGCAGUUGCCGAGACAUGCUUGUUCUGUUGAAGCUGAUAGAGGCGCUAAAGGACCUGAUAUGUUCUGGGACAUUAGAUGGCUCAAAGAGCGAGUGAAGAAACUAUUACUGUGGAAAAGGAUCGAACCUUUCCUUCCCGAAUGGCCUCUGACAGCUACAGCUAACGGCACCAGCGAUUACUUGGUUGGCAUGACUCUGCAUUGUUUCAUCCUCUCCGUCUUCGUUCUGUCCGUGGCAGCUGCCAGGGCCCUGGUGGUUCUGUUCCGGUUCGCCUGUUACAUUUCUUUGCACUACGCUAUCUACAAGGGAGAAAUCAUUCCAAUUUCCGAAGUCAGCGCCGAGCCGGUAACGGUUGACCAGGUGCGUGAAGCGACCAUCUUCGAUUCCUCGGGUCUUAAGAUCAUCCUUGUUCAAAGCACACCUAAAAUUUCAAAUCGACCGCCCACGCCAGCCAGUAGAAGCAGGCUGACGACUACCAAAUCACCACCUCGAGAUUCUGAAAGUGUCUCCUCCCAAGACUGCUCCAAUAGUUUUAGUUUUUCCUCCAAGUGA
This is a messenger RNA of Candidula unifasciata, 609 nucleotides long. The record is from the annotation of a GenBank genome assembly. NCBI's taxonomy places the organism in Eukaryota, Metazoa, Mollusca, Gastropoda, Stylommatophora, Geomitridae.